Messenger RNA from Kluyveromyces lactis, 834 nucleotides. RefSeq names its product dodecenoyl-CoA isomerase (gene ECI1). NCBI's taxonomy places the organism in Eukaryota, Fungi, Ascomycota, Saccharomycetes, Saccharomycetales, Saccharomycetaceae. Bases 1 to 834 code for a protein of 277 amino acids. The transcript has a single exon. Gene Ontology annotation, cellular component: peroxisomal matrix. Gene Ontology annotation, biological process: fatty acid beta-oxidation. The record is from RefSeq and is a predicted model, not a curated record.
AUGGUUGUUAUAGCUAAAAGUCCUAGGAUUGAGUAUAGAAAAGAGGGUAUUUUCUUCAUCAUACAAUUUACUGAUCAAAAGAAGUUGAAUGCCCUAGAUGGUAAUGAUUAUUUAUACUUAGCCCAUUUGUUAGUAGAAAACGAUAAGGAUCCUGAGACUGCAUUUACAGUUUUACAGAGUUCCGGACGGUUCUUCAGCGCAGGUGCUGAUUUCUCUUCCAUAAGAAAAGAGAAUACACACAAUUCUGAUGGUACUCUACCUAAGUGGGCUUCUGCUUUCCUAAGUAGAAAUACUUAUGUCACAAAUGCUUUCAUUGUGCAUUCCAAACCUAUCAUCUGUUGUCUAAAUGGACCUGCAGUAGGGCUAAGUGCCGCAAUCGUGAUGAUAUGUGACAUUGUAUACUGUAUGAACGAUAAAGUUUAUUUACAAUUCCCAUUUGCUAAGAUUGGACUUGUCACUGAGGGUUCAACCUCUAUAACUUUACCCUUAAAAAUUGGGUACGCAAGAGCUCAAAACACGCUAUUCUUCAAUAAGCCUUUGACGUACGAUAUUUUGGAGGAUUCGGUUUCACUGAGAAAUUAUCAACUAGAUGAUUGGAAACAGUUUAAUGAACAGGCGCUAUCAGAUUUGAAGAAAGAUGUGAAAGGCUUAAAUCUGACAAGCAUAAUUGUUAUGAAGAAAUUGAUUAAGGAAACUUGGAUGCAGCAUUUGCUCCGGGCAAAUGCCUCUGAAGUAACUGAUGCUAUGCCUUUCUGGAUUGAUGGUAUCCCUCAAAGUAACUUUCUGAAGAUGUUGAAAAGGGCAGAAGCUAAUAGAUCCAAAUCAAGAUUAUGA